This is a messenger RNA of Porites lobata, 2444 nucleotides long. The record is from the annotation of a GenBank genome assembly. Lineage: Eukaryota; Metazoa; Cnidaria; Anthozoa; Scleractinia; Poritidae.
GCUCGUUCCCUAAAAGUUAGCCAACAGCAGGGUUCAGGAAAUGCUGGAGCAGGACCAGUUCCUCAGCCACCUCGAACCAAUAAACUUCCACCAAUGGAUGCACAGAAAAAUCAACAGACGGAUGAGAUACUCAAUGCUAUUUUGCCACCCAGGUUGGGCCUGACUAGUAAUUUUAAAAUAAGUAUGAUAUCUUAAGUGCAUCAGCUCUGGGUUCAAAUAAUUAAUUUGAUACUCAAGGAUAAACUUUUGUUAAGUUUAUCUGAAUACCUAGAAUGGGAAUGUGAAUAUGGGGAUUAAUACACUUACAUAAUGGCAACUGCAGAAAUUGAAAUGUAAAUGAAGAUAAUUAUGCCUCACGCAGUUGUAAUAGCAAUGUAUUUUCUCAGGGAUGGUUCGGGGAGGGAGGGGGGCUCAAAAGGAUUCAAACCAACGGAUUCCACAUGAGCGUUUUGGUACUCUCUUUUAACUAAGCUAUGCAUGAAGACUAAUCAAUGUACAUUAGUAGCCUGUGAGCAAGCUCUUUAAUCAUGGCAAGCAAAGCGAAGUUUGUAGUGAAUGUAAUUACACACGUGGCUUUUCAUUAGGUUGUACUUUCAAUGUCACCAAAUAGUUAUUAGUAAGUUUUUAUUGCUAUGUUAUGACAGAGAGUGGACAGAAAAUGGACAGUUAUGGGUACAACAGGUGUCUAGCACUCCAGCCACAAGAUUAGAUGUUGUCAAUCUGCAGGUACAUACACAUACUUUUACUCUUAUAACAUUCAUGAAGGACGUUGGAAAUUUAACUCUUUUAAAGUAAUGCGUUAUUGUUGUAAUUCUGACACUUACACUUUUUUGUUUUUUUUUUCCUUCAGUUAAAUAUUAUAUUGCAUGUUAUUGUGAAAUAAUUUUAAACUCCACUUAUGUCAGUGUAAUUGUUCUGUGUUUAGGAGCAACUUGACAUGCGUCUUCAACAGCGACAAGCAAGAGAAACAGGAAUCUGUCCUGUUAGGAGAGAGCUUUACUCACAAUUUGCUUUGGUGAGUUUUUAUGUUAUCGUUUUACACUGUAAAUGUUAUUUUAUAGUGUGUCAAAUUUGUCACAGUCAAGUCUUUCUAUUGUCAGAGUGAAGGCUGGCACCGCAAAAGAACUGAAGUGUCUGCAUGGCCCAUAGGAGAUUGCUAGAAUGAAUGUCACUCCACAGUCAAAGAAAAUUAUUUAAGAAUAGCCGGGUUCAACUCUAGGUGUCUGCUAUGGGAUGGUGUUCAACUACAUAUACUGUAUACAGACAAGCCUUCUCAAUAUUAUGGAUACCAAAGGGACAGAACCUUGUGUCCCCUUUUUAGAGCUGACAGUCUGUAUUAGAUACGGAGGAACCUAUCAAGUAUGCAAGGAUGUGCAGUAACAUUGUGGAGUUGUCCCUAAGCCAUUUUUUUGUAGUAAUAAGUAAUAAAGAUGCAAUCCUGGACAAAAGUCCUUGGGACAAUACUGCAACAUUCCUAUUUUUCUGUUAUUUCUCGGUUCCUCUUAAAACAGUGUAUCAUUUUCGAAAUUUUCUUGCAGUUCUCCCUCCCCCCCAACCUAUACAAAGUUGAAACUCGGAAAAAAAUUCUGGAUACACACGUCCAACAUUGUUUGUGAGGUGAGGGGAGGGGUUGGACCUGUGUGAAUUGGAAAACGCCCCAGAAACACAAGUGUCUCAAGACUUUUGUCCAUGAUUGUAGUUACUAUCUCUGCAACUCUAAAAUUCAUAAUAUUAUUAUUAAGAGUGAUUAUAGUCUAUUCAUAGAGAGGCACUUUAAUAGACCAUGUCUUGUACUCUAUCAAUUUUAGAUGAGCUGAUUCGCCAGGUGACAAUUAACUGUGCAGAGCGUGGUCUUCUAUUGCUGAGGUAUGUUUAUAUGCAUUGCACUGUUCUGAAAAAUUGAAUGAAGUCCUUUUUGUCGACUAUAAAGUUCAAUAUAUUUUGGUUUGAAGAUUCUUCGAUGGCAAGUUAGAGUAGAAUAUUUUAUAAUGUAUAGGAUAAGAUGUGAUCUAUCAAUAUAAAUUAUAAGCUGGCCUUUAUACAUGUAUGAGGUUGAUAUCUGGUUGAUUGCUGUGAGUCCCCAGGUUAGCAGCACACUAAUCUUUGAGUAUCCUGUGGUUUCUUAGGUAAUUCCUGCCAUUAUUUAGGUAUUACAUGAUACAAUCUGGAUAAAUUUAUAUUUAUAAUGUUUUUCAGGAUGAUUUUUAGCAAUUAUGUCUGCCAUCAUAACUCAAUCUGAACGGCUGGGAAGUUCUUUUGGUUCUAAGUUCCUUUUGGUUCGACCCAUGGAAGUAUCUGUUCCUAGAAGUUGGGAGUAUUGUAAGACCCCAGCCCUUAGUGAUGGUAACCUAGCUGUCAAUAUGAUAUAUAUUUUUUGUUUUUGCUGCAGAGUGCGUGAUGAGAUAAGAAUGACUAUUGCUGCUUACCAGACUUUGUAUGAGAGC